GUAAACAAGCUAAUCAGCAAGUGAUAAGCUUGGUCGGUCGUCGGGCCAAUUUUAAAUUAGUGAAAACAGUGCGACUGAAACCCUUGGAACGAGAUGCGAUCUGUACUGCCGUCGGUGGGAUUUCUGCUGCUCCUGGCUCUGCUGCUCGGCUCCUCGUGCACUGAAUCCGGCAGGGUGAUCUACUUCAAUCAACUGAACACCACCCAAGCCCUAGAGGCGGCCAAAAACAACAGCGAUGCCCUGGGCAAGGGAAUGCUCCUUGAUGUGCGCGGAAAUCGCUGCCCACGCGGAUUCGUUCGCGAUCAUCAUGGGCGUUGCAGAAGGCGUGUCUAAAACUGGACUCUCCCACUGAGCAAAGUUAAAUUUAAAUGCGUGUUUAUUUUUAAGUCUGUUUGCCUUGCGCAGAUUAAAACUGUCUACGGAUCUUGUAACAACGAUAUGACAGAUAACAGCAAAUAUUAUAUGUUUUUGCUUGGCAACAGCAAUUUAAGAUAAGAUUAUACCAUCUUUCACAUUAAUAUGGCCACUUUCUUAAAUGUAUAAGUAAUUAGGCAGAAAAUCAAUAAUUAAUUUAAUAUAUAAUUCAUUAUGAACAAAUAUUAUUAUCGUAAAGAAAAGUAGUUGUUCUGAAAAGAAAGCUUUCUCAAGGGCUCAAGGCUUUGCUAAAACUAUUAUGGCCUAUUGCAUAAGUAUGUUUCACAUGUAGAAAUCCCCAGAUGGUACGAUCCCAAUGGACAUUAACCCUUUCGCUUCGUCAUGAAAUCGAAACUACGUCACAUCACGUGUCGUCGAUCACGAAAAGUAUGAUGAAAUACUGGGCUCUAUGGGUUUCUGCAGAUAUAACGCAGAUACAAGAUACAAGAUACAAGAUACUAUACACAGAGCACUAGACCCGACAACUCCGGCGUCAAUGAGAUAACGAUGAGUCGAGGAACACUUCUGACUCAGCGCUAUAAUAAUAACACUCAGUUGCUCUGGCAAGACCAUUAUUCGGUCACAUUUUCGGGAAAUUUCAGCGGGUGUGCGGUGCGAUAACGAGGGUAAAUAUGUUGGAUCUGUGACGUCUCUCGUUCCGUAAUUGCCGUUAAAUAUUCAAUGGGUUGUCGCGUGGUAAACACAACCACCACCACCCACAUCGCUUUUCCAGAAAGCCCCGAUGAUUGGCCAAAAUACAAUUUUACACGGAAUUUCGCAUGGCUCACUUUGUCGCGAUCGUUGCGAAGCUAAAUUGAUACCACGGACUUUUUUUUUUUUGUCAAAGUUCAAAAAGCUCUUCGAAAUCAGAUAGAUAGUUAUUAUGGCUAACUCAUCAUAAAAUACGGGGAGCACAAGCCAAUUAACCCAUGUUCUUACUCAGCUCUAAAAAUACGGGCUAUCUAUUUCAAUGGGGUUUGCGUUCAGGGAAGUUUGGUUGCUCAAUCGUUUAGUGAUUGGUUUUACUCCGUACUAAUCUCGUGAGAAGGAGGGGCUUUUAUUUAUUUAGAUAAGACAUUUGGCGCCUUAAGUAUUAUAUUUACCCAUGCAUAUAGUUGGUUGUCAAAUCGUUGUUAAAAAAAAAUACUUACGGUGAUGCUCUCUUAGAAAUAUAGGCUUUCUUCUCAGCAUUUUACUUC
This is a messenger RNA of Drosophila melanogaster (fruit fly), 1613 nucleotides long. RefSeq lists its product as uncharacterized. NCBI's taxonomy places the organism in Eukaryota, Metazoa, Arthropoda, Insecta, Diptera, Drosophilidae. The coding region runs from base 94 to 333 and encodes 79 amino acids. The transcript is spliced from 2 exons. The record is from RefSeq and is marked reviewed.